Messenger RNA from Branchiostoma floridae (Florida lancelet), 1860 nucleotides. Its product is annotated as cubilin-like. The transcript is spliced from 5 exons. Bases 260 to 1336 code for a protein of 358 amino acids. NCBI's taxonomy places the organism in Eukaryota, Metazoa, Chordata, Leptocardii, Amphioxiformes, Branchiostomatidae. The record is from RefSeq and is a predicted model, not a curated record.
GCCAUGUUUGCUAAGGUAGUUAGUUGCCAUUGUUAGUUUUGUGGAUGUUGAAUAACGUCACAUUGCGUUCAUUCCUCAGGACAAUUGUGUAAGAGAAGGCGAAGGCCUAUGUAAGCUUGGACGCGGAACUUAAAACGGUGGUGUCUUUCCACGGCGUUCACUUUUCAGUCCUACAAGUCCAAGCAAGCGGUCUUUCUAAAGAAACUAUUCCGUCAACUUUUAUAAACAUUCUAUAAAAAAAGCGGCAAAAUAUACUGCGAUGGCGAGUGUUAUAUUUCUUCUUUGGUGUCUUCUUGCUUCUUUUGAAGCCGCUUACGGUGCCGAUUCGGGUUGCGGUGGACCCCGUGAGCUCACCGCGGAUAGCGGGACCUUUUCCUCGGCUAACUACCCUUCACCGUACCCAGCCAACCUCACUUGCGAAUGGCUCAUCUCACCCGGCCCGGGUAAGGUCACCAUGCUGCAGUUCACCGCAAUUCAGAUAGAGGGCGGUUUUCGUCCAGGCGAAUGCCCCUACGACUCCGUGACGGUGUACGAUGGAGGGGAUGCCAGCGGGCCAUCGCGAGGGGCGUACUGCAUGACCAACGUACCGCCGCCGGACCUGGUCUUCUUCGGUGACGUUUUUGUGGUGUUCACGUCUGACGACAGGAACGCAAUGCCUGGUUUCUCAGCAUGCUACUCUACUUCAACGCCACCAUCACUUCCGACACCAUGUGACAAUGGUGGGCCACAACCGCCGACACUCCCACCUCUGAGACCUGUCACCGCCUGGGUCGAGUCAGGCUGCGGUGGUCCACGUGACCUCAGCGGCCCUAGCGGUUCCUUCUCAUCACUGCAGCACCCUACCACCUACCCGCACUCCCACCACUGCGAAUGGCUCAUCACCGUCGACCCUGGUAUGGUCGUGACGUUGACGUUUGAUGCGUUUGACGUGGAGCAUCACGACACGUGUUCGCGCGACAGCGUCCUCGUGUACGACGGACCGAACACCUCUUCGGGGCUCAUCGGGGAAUACUGCGGGAACGUCCCGCCCAGGAGAAUCGUGUCGUCCGGUGAACAGCUGUACAUUAUCUUCAACACCGAUAACGCCAACGCCUCGACAGGAUUCUCAGCGAGUUUCUUGUCAGCUGAUCCGAGUCAAGUGACGGAUCUGCCUACAACAGCCACGAGCAGAAGUCACGUGACAACGGCAGAUGGCAGCCACUUGACUCAGCGACCAAUGACAGACCGCACAACUGAAGAAAGUACUCGUCCAGCUGGAGGGGCACGGAGCAGUUUCCAGGCGACCCAUAUCGCCUGGAUGUUAGUGAUGGGGAUUGUGUGGAUGUUUCUAUGGUAGAGUUAGCGUCUAUUGGGCAUUUGCGAUCACGUGACUAUGACUUAGGAAUUGUCUGCCAUAUUGAGUGGAACCAACCAACAUGGUGAUUAUGACGUCACGUGCAAAUCCCUAUGUGGUCGUGCGCAAAACAUCCAUGGAUGAGGUUAUUGUUACAACCCCUUCGCUAAUAUCAUGAACUAUAUAUAUUUUGUAGACUAACGUUUUGCGAAAAUUGACAGAAGAUUAGAUUGAAUGGCCAUUGAUUGCACCACGCCUUCUUCCAUUUGUGACGAAGCCACUUCUGAUGAUCUGUUUUAGCACUUUUGGGGAACGCUUGUGUCAGGAGGUCGUUUUAUUUUUAUUCUAUGUAUCUCUUCCGAAAUUGUGUUGUUUACAUUUUUCUUAAUUGCCAGUGCCCGAAUGUCAGCUUUAUAGUACUGUAUAUAUUAGUCCUUUUUUUGAAUAUUCUGUUACACCAUUAUAUCAAGUGCACUAAAACAUAGAGUUGUUUUUCAAUAAAUUGUUUUGUCUGUGUCACCAUGAAA